AUGAACGAUGGGGCCGACCCAGGGACGAGCAUACUUUUCCGGCCCGGCGCGCUGGACGCGAACAAUGAUCGCGCGAUCAGCCGAAGAUUGGCCCAACGCGAGCUCGGCAUCGGCGUCCGAUCCUUCCAACGACGCUACGUGGCCCAAUGCGGCAUCGAGAAGUUUGUCGUCUGCAUCCACGGCCGCGGCAAGCGCGCAUCUACCAGGACGAUAAGUGAAAUAUUCCGGAAGCGAGGCGGGCUACUCGGGAUGAGCUACAACGAGCGCUGGUUACUCGGCAUUAAUAUUAUAAGAGAGGUCAGCGCGUACUACGCUGACUUGUACAUCAUGCAACUUUUCCCGGGGUAUCUCGUCCUGGAUCGAAUGUUGCGAAUCGAGAAUUUCCCCUACCACGGCUUGGUGCAGGUCUUUUUCCCCUGCGAUGCCGAUCACUGCGUGGCGAAAGUUGUCGAAUACGAAUCCUGGAACGCCACAAAGUGUCUGCAGGGCCCCUCGUCGCUGGAAAUGGGGAUUCAUUUCUACCUGCCCAGCCACGAUCUCCACUUUUCCAGCAACACCAUCGCCACGUUCACGAGACGACGCUAUAAUGACAAGGAGCUGGGCAAACACAACGUGCGCGUACACCGGCACGGCGCCGUGGUGAACUGUGGGACGUGCCUGGUCAACUACCAUUUUCUCGACGAGCGACCCGUGCUGUCGACGACGAAAAGCUUAUUGACGACGCGGGUCUGGUCUGUAGUGAAAAAUGAUAGCGACAACCAGGACCCGGCCCCCAGCUCCAUCCAGCUCGAGAUUGGCGAAAAAGUGGCGAUUGCCCCCGCGAUUACCAACGAGGUGUUCACGCGCGUCUCCUAUGGGCUGAAAGCGUUCAUUGAUGAUGGUCCCGAAGAACCAGGGCCCGUCAUCGACAAGCCGCCGCUGUACGUCAGACGACAAUCGCUGGACAUCGAGCAGUGCAUAGAUGUGACCCUGCGGCGUUUCUUCCACCAGACAAAACUCGUCUAUCAGGGAUUCAGCGACUAUGAGCCGGAAAUUGUGCAAAUCGAGCACGGCAUCGCCUACCUGUCAAUCUACUGCGUCGCCGAGUUUCAGCAAACGAUUGAGCGAAAAGUGGAGAACAAAUUCUUCGUCGUCGACGUGAAGCUGAAAUGGGACCUCUUGAAUAGCGUCGUCUACCGAAUGGACAACCCGCGACUGCUGCAAAAAGUUUGCCACACGAAGGUCUACUCGGCGCACUCGUGGUACCCGCUGACACGAUACCCCGUUGAAAUGUCCACCGAACUGUGCGCCGUCGACAAUUUGCCAAUGUACAGCGGCAAAAACCUGAGCUCGAUCGGCUGGAAGCACGGCUCGUUCUUCAUCAGCAAGAAGGACGACUCGGAC
This is a messenger RNA of Mesorhabditis spiculigera, 1383 nucleotides long. NCBI's taxonomy places the organism in Eukaryota, Metazoa, Nematoda, Chromadorea, Rhabditida, Rhabditidae. The record is from the annotation of a GenBank genome assembly.